GCCAAAUCUAAGAAGAAGAGUUACAAGCGUUGUUAACUUAAGAGAUUCUGUAUAAAUAGUUUGAAUUAGUUCUGUGACUACAACAUUCUAGUUUCAGAGUUACUACUGUAAACAUUCAAAAUACAGUGUAAAGUCGUUGGAUUAGAUUGAUCAGUUAAUUUAAUACAAAAAACGAAAAUGAAAUUUUUCUUGAUUGCUUUCGCUGUGAUCGCAGCUGUAGCUGCUGAUGUCAGCCAUUUGCCCUCAAACGAAUACUUGCCCCCCGUGCAAGAAUCCGCUGCCGUUGCUGCUCCCACCAAUGAGUACUUGCCUCCAGUCGCUGCUGCCCCUGUUGAAGCUGCUCCCGCCCAUGAAUUGGCUGAUGAUGGUUACCGUUACAAGACCCACCGUCGUGUUGUCUACCGUCGCAACCGUCGUGAUGUCAGCCACUUGCCUUCCAACGAAUACUUGCCCCCUGUACAAGAAGCUGCUCCCGUAGCUGCUCCCACCAACGAAUACUUGCCCCCUGUUGAGCAAGUUGAAGCUGCUCCCGCCCACGAAUUGGCUGAUGAUGGUUACCGUUACAAGACCCACCGUCGUGUUGUAUACCGUCGCAACCGUCGUGAUGUCAGCCACUUGCCUUCCAACGAAUACUUGCCCCCUGUACAAGAAGCCGCUCCCGUUGAAGUUGCUCCCGUCCAAGAAGUUUCCAACGCUGUAGUUGAAGAAGCUGCCCCCGCUCACGAAUUGGCCGAUGAUGGUUACCGUUACAAGACCCACCGUCGUGUUGUAUACCGUCGCAACCGUCGUGAUGUCAGCCACUUGCCCUCCAACGAAUACUUGCCCCCUGUAGAAGAAUCUGCUCCCGUUGAAGUUGCUCCCGUUGAAGUUGCCCCUGUUGAAGAAGCUGCCCCCGCCCACGAAUUGGCCGCUGAUGGUUACCGUUACAAGACCCACCGUCGUGUUGUAUACCGUCGCAACCGUCGUGAUGUCAGCCACUUGCCCUCCAACGAAUACUUGCCCCCUGUAGAAGAAGCUGCUCCCGUUAGUGCCCCCGUCCAAGAAGUCGCUGUUGUUGAAGAAGCUGCUCCCGCCCACGAAUUGGCUGCUGAUGGUUACCGUUACAAGACCCACCGUCGUGUUGUCUACCGUCGCAACCGUCGUGAUGUCAGCCACUUGCCCUCCAACGAAUACUUGCCCCCUGUAGAAGAAUCUGCUCCCGUUGAAGUUGCUCCCGUUGAAGUUGCCCCUGUUGAAGAAGCUGCCCCCGCCCACGAAUUGGCCGCUGAUGGUUACCGUUACAAGACCCACCGUCGUGUUGUCUACCGUCGCAACCGUCGUGAUGUCAGCCACUUGCCCUCCAACGAAUACUUGCCCCCUGUACAAGAAUCUGCCCCCGUUGUAGAUGCUCCCGUCCAAGAAGUCGCUGUUGUUGAAGAAGCUGCCCCCGCCCACGAAUUGGCCGAUGAUGGUUACCGUUACAAGACCCACCGUCGUGUUGUCUACCGUCGCAACCGUCGUGAUGUGAGCCACUUGCCUUCCAACGAAUACUUGCCCCCUGUACAAGAAGCCGCUCCCGUUGAAGUUGCUCCCGUCCAAGAAGUUUCCAACGCUGUAGUUGAAGAAGCUGCCCCCGCUCACGAAUUGGCCGAUGAUGGUUACCGUUACAAGACCCACCGUCGUGUUGUCUACCGUCGCAACCGUCGUGAUGUCAGCCACUUGCCCUCCAACGAAUACUUGCCCCCUGUACAACAAGAAGCCGCUCCCGUAGCUGCCCCCACCAACGAAUACUUGCCCCCUGUUCAACAAGACGAAGCCGCUCCCGCCCACGAAUUGGCCGCUGAUGGUUACCGUUACAAGACCCACCGUCGCGUCGUCUUCCGUCGUCAUUCGGAAGAAAGUAUCAUUUUCUAUUGGAUUCUACAUCUAGAAGGAAAUAAGCACUUCAAAAUGAAAUUCUUCAUCGUUUUGUGCGCAUUUGUUGCCGCCGCAACUGCUGAUGUCAGCCACUUGUCCAACACCUACUUGCCUCCUACUCAACAUGCUGCUUCAGCUCCCGCUGUUAGCUACAGUGCUGCUCCUUCUACUUCUUCUUAUCAUGUUGAGGCUGCUUCCGCUCCAGCUGUUUCAUACUCUGCUCCUGCUCCAGCUGUAUCCUACUCAGCUCCUGCUAAACAAACUUUCCGUGCUGCUGCUUCUGCUCCAGCUGUAUCUUACUCUGCUCCUGCUCAAUCCUUCCAAUCUGCUCAAACCUUCCAAUCUGCUCCAGCUCAAUCCUUCCAAUCUGCUGCUGCUUCCGCCCCAGCUGUAUCUUACUCUGCUCCUGCUCCAGCUCCAGUUGCUUCUUACUCUGCUCCUGCUCCAGCUGUCUCCUACUCUGCCCCAGCUCCUGCUGCUUCCGCCCCAGCUGUAUCUUACUCUGCUCCCGCUCCUGUUGCCUCUUACUCGGCUCCUACUACAUCUUUCGAAUCUUCCUCUUAUGAAACUGCUGCCUCUGAACCAGCUCACACUUUCUCCGCCUCUGAAGGUUACCGCUACAAGACUGUCAAACGCCGUGUCGUUCGUCGUCGCCGUGAUGUCAGCCACUUGUCCAGCGAAUACUUGCCUCCUCACCAAGGUGCUGCUUCUGCUCCUUCCGGUGAAUACUUGCCUCCUGUAGCUGCCUCCGCUCCUGCUGCUCACUACGAAUCUGCUCCUUCCUUCUCCGCCUCAUACUCUGCCCCAGUAGCUUCAUACUCCGCCCCAGCUGCCUCUUACUCUGCUCCAGCUGCCUCAUACUCUGCCCCAGUUGCCUCAUACUCCGCCCCAGCUGCCUCAUACUCCGCCCCUGCUGCUUCUUACAGCUCUUACGAAACUGCUGCUUCAGCCCCAGCUCACUCCUUCUCUUCUGCUGAAGGUUACCGUUACAAGACCGCCAAACGUCGCGUCAUCCGUCGUCGUCGUUUCUAAGUCACUCGUACCUAAAUUUAUAACAUAUAUAUUUAGAUUCUAAGAAUCUAAAUGGAACAGAUAUUGUAUGCUAAAAUUGUAUGACAAUUUUCUAAUGUAAUGCAAUUUAUUUCUUUUUAAAUAAAUUUUACAAACGAUCCAAAUAAAA
Molecule: messenger RNA, 3076 nt
Organism: Lucilia sericata (common green bottle fly)
Lineage: Eukaryota; Metazoa; Arthropoda; Insecta; Diptera; Calliphoridae
Biological process (GO): negative regulation of protein sumoylation
Molecular function (GO): calcium ion binding
Source: RefSeq, a predicted model, not a curated record